AUGCUUAACUGGAACAGCAGCUUCAAUGGGAGCUACAUAGGGAGAAGACACAACAUCUCACAUUUCAUCGAGUUUCAAGCCAGCGUCAUGAUCUGGCGAUAUGUGGCUCCUGUCAUCCUUGUCGUCGGUGAGUGGCUUAUUGUUUUGUGGUUAUUAUAUGUGGCUCCUGUCAUCCUUGUCGUCGGUGAGUGGUGUAUUCUAUUGUGUAUAUUACAUGUGGCUCCUGUCAUCCAUGUCGUCGGUGAGUGGCUUAUUGUUUUGUGGUUAUUAUAUAACAUUUACAUAAGACUCAUGUCCAGAGCCGCUUGCAAGACCCACAACUUCUUCGUCUACGUGUCACUCGAUAUUUCAGUGUGGAUCCUUGUGGCAGUAUCGGUCGACCGGUGUCUGUACGUCUCUUGGCCUCAGCUGGCCAGAAAGUGGUGCAAGCUGAGAAACGCUCGCAUAACCGUGGCCACCAUAGUGGUCCUGAGUGCUUUAAUCAACGUCCACUUUUUCUGGACUUACGACUUGGAGACGGCUGAUAGUCAGCACAUCUACGCCAACGGAAACAAGAAAUGCUACGCAGACACUUCUUCAGAGUUGGCCGUCAGUUUUGUGGAGAAUGUCUGGCCAUGGAUUGAUUUCUGCGUCUACUGUCUGUUCCCGUUUAUGUUCAUGGCUACAGCAAACUCCAUCAUUAUCAAACAGCUAGUUCGUACUGAAAAGAACAUGGCUUCCUACUUGAAUACGAAUUUGGACGGAGUGCAGAGAAGUGCUACAGAACUAAGACAGGCCAGCCAAGUAAGCAUGUCUAACUUUACCAGUCCGGGGCGAAACUCGAAUGCUGCCAUAGAAGAAAAAACGAACGAACGGGGGAAGGGAAAUAAAUCAGUAAAUGAUAUCUCGCAACUUGGUAUAACAGAGCGGAUUAUCAAGUGCUGUGGGGAUCCUUUUACAGUUCAAGUUGUAUACUCUUCAGAAACGGAAGGGAAGCGAACACUCUCAAUGGAUGUGGGGCUUAGCAAUGAAAGAAAGUCAAAAUCCCUUACUACAGACAAACAGUGUGUAAAUAAAUCACAACAUCACAAUAAAAACAUUGGCACCAACGUAAGUAACAAAUUACUUCUUCGCACUAGUAACACUGCAGAGGAUAUAAAUCAAUCAUGCCAUCACAAUGUCAGCAAUGGCGUUGGUGUAAAAAAAUCACAUUUUCACAAUGAAAACGUGGAGACCGACGUGAAAAACAAACUAUUUUGUCGCAGUCGUAACACUGGAGUGGGUAUAAAUCAAUCACAAAAUCACAAUGGGAACAAUGGCACUCAGAUAAAUAAAUUACGUUAUCUCAAUGAAAACAUCGGCACCGUCGUAGAUAAGAAACCACUUUGUCAUGACUCGAUAAGAAGCGGAACACAUCAAGGUGUACAACAAACCCUAGGAUUGCCACAUACACUAUUAUCAUCCUCACAAAACAAGUGGCAGAACACUAGUACAGCCAGCGACAUGCUAACACCAGCCCUAUCCCGUCGCAACACCCGCAGCGUAAGUAAGACGUUACUUGCAGUCACCAUCGUCUUCUGGAUUCUCAAUGCGCCCAUUGUUAUCUUCAUCAUUGGCCAGACAUACAUCAUCACUUCAGCCGACGACCGAGGCCGGGCAGUGGUCAUCCUGGCGUGGACAAUUGUGAACAUUCUACAGUACAUUAACGGGGCUCUUCAUUUUUUCUUAUACUGUUUGACUUCACCAAAGUUUAGGCAAGAGCUUAAAGAUAUGUUUAAAGAAUGCAGUGAAAAGAUGAAGAGAACAGUUCCCUAG
Candidula unifasciata is the source of this 1794-nucleotide messenger RNA. Lineage: Eukaryota; Metazoa; Mollusca; Gastropoda; Stylommatophora; Geomitridae. The record is from the annotation of a GenBank genome assembly.